AUGCCACAUGCUUAAACCCAUACCACCAUCAAUUAGUCUUGCUAGAGAAAACAAUACUCGCACUUCUCCUCCAGUUCAGCAGCAAUGGCAAUGGCUUUCAAGAUGGCAACAACAGGCAUGUGGGUGACUGAUGAGUGCAAGAAUUCAUUCCAUCAAAUGAAAUGGAAGAGAGUUCAUAGGUACAUAGUGUUCAAGAUUGAUGAGAAGUCAAGGUUGGUCACCGUGGACAAGGUUGGUGGCCCUGGUGAGAGCUAUGAUGAUCUUGCUGCUUCAUUACCGGAUGAUGAUUGCAGAUAUGCUGUGUUUGAUUUCGAUUUUGUCACUGUUGAUAAUUGCCGGAAGAGCAAGAUCUUCUUCAUUGCAUGGGCUCCAACAGCGUCAAGAAUCAGAGCAAAAAUGCUUUAUGCAACUUCCAAGGAUGGAUUAAGGAGAGUGCUUGAAGGCAUCCACUAUGAACUCCAAGCAACCGACCCAACUGAGAUGGGGUUCGAUUUGAUUAGGGACCGAGCCAAAUAAAUAUGAUUAGGAUUAGAUAAAUUAUGUACUGCCAUCUUACCUUAUUUAAUAACUCCAGCCCGACGUGCUUUAAUUUCUUGUUGUAACUUCUCUACCUUUAUGUUUCAGAUUUUUGGCACUGAUGUAAGUUGAAGUUCUAAAUUGUAAUAACACUUACGUGUCAUGUGGGUGCUUAUAAAUUUGACGACAAGAACCUUUGGAUCCAA
Molecule: messenger RNA, 722 nt
Organism: Populus nigra (black poplar)
Lineage: Eukaryota; Viridiplantae; Streptophyta; Magnoliopsida; Malpighiales; Salicaceae
Product: actin-depolymerizing factor 5
Exons: 3
Coding region: 85-516 (143 amino acids)
Biological process (GO): actin filament bundle assembly; actin filament depolymerization
Cellular component (GO): cytoplasm; actin cytoskeleton
Molecular function (GO): actin filament binding
Source: RefSeq, a predicted model, not a curated record